Populus euphratica (Euphrates poplar) is the source of this 1881-nucleotide messenger RNA. RefSeq names its product F-box/kelch-repeat protein At3g61590-like. The transcript has 3 exons. The record is from RefSeq and is a predicted model, not a curated record. Bases 453 to 1670 code for a protein of 405 amino acids. Lineage: Eukaryota; Viridiplantae; Streptophyta; Magnoliopsida; Malpighiales; Salicaceae. Gene Ontology annotation, molecular function: protein binding.
AAAACCACACUAAAAAAAUAAAAAACCCCACUCUUUUCUCUCUAAAAUGGGUUUCUUUGGCACGGGUUGCCAGCCAAAUCUGGAGUGACCCAUGUCAUUGUUUCUCUACCAUUAGAGGAAAAGACCUUCACAUACCCUCAUUUCAGUUUUCUCUUUAUCUGCUUUUAAUACUCUCUUUCACUGCUUCUUCUAUCAAGGUGUCACUCCUGUUUUUUUUCCCCUCUCUCUCUUUGAAGUUUCUUCUUUCUUUUUAUGCCAUUUUUUUCCCUGUUAAAUCUGGCAAGACCUGGCUGGGAAGAUAGAGUGUUGGUGGUCUUAAACGAGGUGCCCUUAAGACUAUCACUAUAGGGUCUUAUUUUUUCACAAUUCUGCAUCUGGAUGUGGAGCGACAGUGAGCUUGCAGGUUGAUUCUUGUCUUCCCAUCUUUUUUGAUCGCGUCUUCUAUUUUCAUCAUGGAGGGAGAAACAUCUUGGGUAAUUAAUUGUUUCGAGGACUCAACAAGGGGCAUGGGUGAGUUUGAUUCAUUCUCUGAACUUAGCGAUGAAGGCAGUAAAGAAGUUAAUGCUGUUUCAGUUGAUUUAAUCUUGCCCGAUGAUCUGCUAGAACGAAUCCUAGCUUGUCUUCCCGUUGCUAGCAUCUUCAGAGCUGGCUGUGUGUGUAAAAGAUGGCAUGAGAUUGUUAGUUCAAGGAGGUUUUUAUGGAACAUCUCGCUUGUCCUGCCUCAAAAACCUUGGUAUUUUAUGUUCACAAGCUCAGAUGAACCUGUUGGCUAUGCCUUUGAUCCAAUCCUUCGAAAAUGGUAUGGCAUUGAUCUUCCCCACAUCAAGACAUCCAAUUGGUUCAUUGCUUCAUCAUGUGGCUUGGUUUCCUUCAUGGACAAUGACAGCAGAAGCGAGUUGUAUGUCUGCAACCCUAUCACCAAACACAGCAGGAAGCUUCAGGAGUCCCCAGGUUUAAAAUUUCCUGAUUACAGUGCACUUGCCAUUUCUGUGAACCGGAUAUCACAUGGUUAUACUAUCUCAAUUGUGAAGUCUAAGCAAGUCCCUGGGAAUUUUUUCCAAUGGGAUCUCUCUAUCCACAUUUAUGAUUCUGAUACGAGGAUGUGGGUAACUUCUUGCACAGAGGUUUUGACAGGAUGGAGAGGUGGUGAUGAGAGUGUAAUCUGUGGUGGGGUUUUAUAUGUUUUGAUAUAUUCUGCAGGAGGUGGCACCCUGGAAACCCGUCAUGGUCUGAUUACAUACAAUCUAUCCAGCAGAUCUUCUCAUGGCUUGUUGAUAAGCAGUUUUAUCAGAGUACCUUGUCCUCUUACUUGUGGCCGUCUGAUGAAUUUGAAUGAGAAGCUUGUAAUGGUGGGGGGAAUUGGUAAACUAGACCGGCCUGACAUAAUAAAGGGGAUUGGCAUCUGGGUUCUAAAUGGCAAGGACUGGCAAGAGAUUGCCCGAAUGCCCCAUAAGUUUUUCCAAGGAUUUGGGGAGUUGGAUGAUGUUUUUGCAAGUAGUGGUACGGAUAAUCUUAUAUACAUCCAGAGCUAUGGGGCUCCAGCGCUUCUUGUUUUUGACUUUAACCAGAAACAAUGGAAGUGGUCACAAAAGUGCCCAGUGACAAAGAGGUUCCCUCUUCAGCUCUUUACUGGUUUUUGCUUUGAACCUAGGAUUGAGAUGGCACCAUAAUUUGUUAUUGAAUUAAUGAAUUUAGUGUGUUGGUGUUGAAAAAUGUCUGAAUUUCCCCCCCUUUUUUUUUUCUUUUUGCCUGUUUACCCUUCAAUUUCAAUCAUUAUGAAAUCAGUUCCAGAAAAGUUUGCACAUUGUACCUGCAAACAAAUUCUGCUAAUUCAUGAAAAUGCGAAUAUUAUUCUUUGCGCGAGAACACCUUUUGUAUAAA